Gossypium arboreum is the source of this 1473-nucleotide messenger RNA. RefSeq lists its product as uncharacterized. The record is from RefSeq and is a predicted model, not a curated record. The transcript has a single exon. NCBI's taxonomy places the organism in Eukaryota, Viridiplantae, Streptophyta, Magnoliopsida, Malvales, Malvaceae. Bases 1 to 1473 code for a protein of 490 amino acids.
AUGGAUCAAAGAUUGGAAAGACUGGAACAACUUCAAAAAGAGAUGCAAGACCAGUUACAAAUGCAAAUGCAAGAGCAACUAGCAAAGAUCCAGCAAGACAUGAGGGACCAAAUGUUAGAGUCCCAAAGGGACAUGAUGAAUCAGUUGUCCCAAUUACUGACUAAGGGGCUAGGAAAAGGAAAAAGCCCCAUGCUCAAUACUGGAGAGAAUAAUGAGGAGCCUCUGUACCCUCCGGAUUUCACCCCGAUAGAUGAUCAAACAUGUCUGCAAGAUGUACCUAUUGCUAUCAGAUCACAACAACACCAGGCUGGUAUCUCGGCACCCAUGAACUACCCGACGGGCUCAGGUUCCAAUCCAAGGAACAGUCCAACCAAUCAUGAAGUUCCUGAUCUAAACGAAAUGGCAGGAAUAGAAAAAGCAAAGGUUGAACUGGCAAGACAACUCGAAGAUCGAUACAAGUGGUUGGAAGAAAAACUUAGAGUGAUGGAGAAUGCUGAUUACCAUCGCGAGGUUGACGCCAAAGAUCUCAGCUUAGUCCCAGAUUUAGUACUCCCGCCGAAAUUCAAGACUCUAGAAUUUGAAAAAUAUAAUGGGACUAGUUGUCCUGAAGCUCACAUCACGAUGUUCUGCCGAAAAAUGACAGGUUACGUUGAUAACAAUCAACUAUUAAUUCAUUGCUUCCAAGAUAGUCUGAUUGGGUCAACUGCCAAAUGGUACAACCAAUUAAGCCGUGCCAAAAUUCAUUCAUGGAGGGACUUGGCACAGGCUUUCAUGAAACAAUAUGGCCACGUGAAAGACAUGACACCCGACAGAAUUACAUUACAGAAUAUGGAAAAGAAGCAAGGUGAGAACUUCAGGCAAUAUGCCCAAAGAUGGAGAGAGGUAGCGACUCAAGUCCAACCACCUCUUCUAGAGAAAGAAACUACGAUGCUUUUCGUCAACACCCUUAAAGCCCCAUUCAUUACCCAUAUGUUGGGAAGUGCUACCAUGAGCUUCUCAGAUAUAGUAAUGUCCGGCAAGAUGAUCGAAAACGCAAUCAGAAGCUGGAAGAUAGAUGCAAGAGAAAGCGCCAAAAGGUCAACCCCAAAUAGAAACAAAAAUGAAGUGAAUAAUAUGAGCAAAGGGUACCCCAAAUUGGUCAACAUAGGUCAGCCGAGGCAAGAAUCCAACUCGAGGCCAAAUACAGAAAGGCUCCAGUUUACACCCAUCCUGAUGUCAUAUAAGGAGUUGUAUCAGAAUCUCUUUGAUGUACAUGUGGUGUCUCCAUUCUACUCAGAACCUGUGCAACCUCCGUUCCCAAAAUGGUAUAAUGAGAAUGCUCAAUGCGAGUACCAUGCGGGCAUAGCAGGACACUCAAUCGAAAACUGCACUACAUUUAAAAAGUUGGUCGAAAGGUUCAUUGAAAUGGGGGUUGUAAAGUUUGAUGAUUCCUCAGAACCAAAUCGCUCUGACAAUACAGUAAAUACGAUUUGA